AUGACAACAAAAGAUUAUUUAAACGAAUUAAAUUUUCCUUCUUAUGAUGAGGAUCUGGAUUUAAAAAUCAUGGAAAACAAAAAUAUGAAGACGAAUUCUCACAAUUCAGAUAGUGGCAUAGAUAGUGAGAAAGAAAAUUUUAUAGACUGCUUUGAAACGAUCCCAAAAAGGCUACACAAUAAGGAUAAUGAAUUUUUUUUGAAAAAUGACACUAUUGAAGAGUGCAAAAAGCUUACAUAUGAUAAUCCCUGCAUUAAAGAAAUCGACCUUUUCCAAUGUAACAAAAAAAAGGGAUCUCAGGAAUAUUCAAAAAAUGAUGAUUACAUGGAUGACAAUUGCGGAGACGAUCAUGAUUUAACAAAAAAGUUGGAAACUUUUCAAAGUUUUGAUUUAUCUACUUCCGACAUAGGCGAUAAAGAACUGAGUGAAUCAGAAGCAAAUUUCCAGAAUUAUAACAUUAAUUUAAAAGUCGAUUCGGACAUAUCCAUUAAUGAGAAAAAAAGCUUUAAUAACCACGGUAUAGAAGUAAGAGAAGUUUCAGAAGAGAACAAAAGGAAAUCAUUAAGCUUUUAUGGUGGUAUAGGAUAUAACAAAGAGUUAGCGGAUGAAGAUAUAAGAAUUCAUUCGCUGUAUUUAGAGAACAACGCUGAAAAUGAAAUGAACAAAAAGGAAUACAUUAUUGAAAAACAAGAAGGAUUUACUAGAAGUAAAGACAUGCAGGAACUGGACACAAAAUUCGAGAUAAAAGAAUAUUCUGAUGAGGAAGAAGAAAAGAAUAGAAAAAUAAAAACAAAUAUCAAAGAGAAUAGUAACCAAAAAAAAGUAACCAAAGAAGAAGAUGCACCAAAUGAUAUACAAAUAGACAGAGACAUAGAUAACAAAGAAAUGGAAAACGAUGCAAGGGAUGAGAUAAGAAUGAACUCAAAAGAAAAAGCAGUAAAGGACAGUGAAGAGUUAGAAAAAAACAUAAAUACUAAUUAUAAUAAGAACAUUUUUAAAAAGGAACAUAUGCAGAGCACAAAUUUAACAAAUGAAAAAAGGAAAAUUAUUACAUUAGAGAGGAACCAAUGGCAUGAAAAAGUUUCAUUCUCUCCCAAAACGGUCAUAAUGGAUGAUAUCUCUUAUCAAAGUUGUGUAAAUAAUAGAACUACGAAAAGAGGUGACGAUGUGGAAGAACAACUGACCGACAUGAGCGAAAUGGAUGGGGAAUCCAAUAUAUUUGAUAGUUUCAAAAAAAUAACAUCAACUUUUAACCAUUAUACUAGGGGGAAUAUUAUUGAUAAAGAGGAGAGUCAAAAAAUGGACAAAAUUAUCAACAAGGCGACUCACGAAAAGGAUGAUAUUUUAGACUCUCGUAGUAGUAAAUCUAAAAAUAGCACCGAUAAUUUUAACCAAAAUAAAAAUCAGAACUUUUCCCUCAAAUUGGAAGAGUCCCCAAAUACCCAUCCCCCCAAUGAGAAAAAAAAUAACCUUAACAUAUUAGCGCACCGAAUUCCUUUGAAAGUACCCAUGAUUCGAGAACAGUAUUAUAAUAAUUAUCUUGAUGAAUGCAAAAUAACUGAGAAAAAAAAAAAAAUUAACAGAGAAGGUAACCAUUACAAUUAUAGAUUCAAGGAACAGGGUAGAGGAAGCAGAAAUUAUUCAUAUAUUGAAAAUUUCUACAAGCCCGUUAAACAACCAAAACAAUAUGGGGAAUACGUGUACAGGUAUAACAAAAUAAACACUUUCAAAAAUGUAGGUAGAAGAACGAUAGGAACUCAAAAAAAUUUUAUAGCAGGGAAAAAACACGAUAAAAAGAUGAAUAUAUGGAGUGAACUUUGUAUUACAAAACAAGAAAAAAAAAAGAAAAAAAAAAUUCCAGAGUUUAAAUUGAAACCUGCUGAGAUAAAAAAUUUCGAUUUUGAUGCAAUUUUUGUGAAGGAUGGUCACAUAAUUCCACGGAAAAUAGAUCCCUUAAAGGAAUUUUUUAAGACAUAA
Molecule: messenger RNA, 1977 nt
Organism: Plasmodium gonderi
Lineage: Eukaryota; Apicomplexa; Aconoidasida; Haemosporida; Plasmodiidae
Exons: 1
Coding region: 1-1977 (658 amino acids)
Source: RefSeq, a predicted model, not a curated record